CUAGAAAAACUCAUCGUAGAAUAUUAGAGGGCAUGCUUGUUUGAGUAGAUUAAGUGAUGGGUCUUCAUUGGAUUUGUUGUUGACGGGCUUGAUUUAAGCUGAUUUUUCUCAUUAAAUGAACUCUCUCUUUCAGAAAAAAAGUUGCAAUUCUUGUAUGGUUCAUGAAGAUGCAGGUGGGUCUAAUGUGAAAGUACUGUGUUUUUGUGGUUCAACUUUGUGGGUGAUCAUUGGUGGGUUUUGGUUUAUGGUAGUGAAGAAAAGUUUAGCUUAUGUCAUGUGGGUGUUGUGAUUUUGGUCGGUGGGUAAUUGCAAAAUUGGUGAAAAUAUGGACAGGGGAUGAGUCUGUGUUGGUUGAGGACAGAGUGUAUGAAGGAUGAAUAUCCAUUAAUAUAGCUUCAUGCACUUGCCCCUUUUCUAGUUACUCUUCUUCAAAGCUCUUAUGGUUUUUGUUGGGAAUAUCUUGAACUGGAAUUCUAGGGUUUACAUGUUUAUCUUGUGUCUGUUAUUGCUUUGAAUUGAAAGUUUCUCUGACUUCAUUAUACAAAGUUUUGAGCCUCAUGGAUGGCAAAGGGUACCAUAACACUCAUAUUUGGAGCAGUGAGAAAAUUUCUUAAGUUCAAUUUGUUUGAUGUUAUGAUUUAUGGCACAUGGGAUUUGGAGUAAAUCAGUGGAAGUCUACUGACUGAGAUUGGGUGGCAUCUUAAUGCUUUUCUUUGUUCUUAAUUGAACUGCCAUCAGAGUCUUCAAUAUCUGUUACAAGUUCUAAUUAGUUAUAGAAGCCAAGCAGCAUUGGCAUCAUAUUUUGGAAAAUCCUGAUGAGCUACAGUCGUUAGAAUAACAAAGGUUGGAACAACUGAGUGGUCCGUUAAGACAGAACAUUUUGCAAGAAAAAUUUGUUGGUACGUCUUCAAGCUGUUGGUUUUCAUUGUUUGCAACAGAUCUAAGAAUUGGUGUUACGUGCUAUUACACAAUGCAAACAUCUCAGAAAAAUAGAAUCUCAGAUGGGUCUAUUAAGUUGUUUAACCAGCAUGUGAAAGAAGUGGAGAGGUAUAUCUGGCCUUUGACUCAAAACAAAGACCAUCAGACAAGCUCAGAUGAUGGCAGCAAUGGAGUGCACAAUUCCACUCAGACUUUUCAGCAGUACUGCACGCUUGAAUCAUCCUCUGGUUACACUGCUCACAAUUCACCUUCCACUGCCAGUUUUUCACCUGAGAGAAGUCAAAUUUCACAGCCAAAUUCUCAAUCUUACCAGUCAGAACCACACCAUUCUCCUGAUAAUGUGUACAGCUCGCCAGUAAGUGGAUCUUGUGUUACAGAUAACGAGAGCAACCUGAGGCACAUUCUAAGAGAAUUGGAAACUGCUAUGCUAGGACCUGAUUUAGAUAAUUUUGAUAUAGGUCUGGCAGCAUCUCCAGGACCUGACACAAACUCAUUUGAGGUUGAGAAGUGGAAUAUGAUGGAGAUUAUCUCUAGAGGGGACUUGAAAGAAGUACUUUAUGCUUGUGCGAAGGCUAUUGAAAAUAAUGAUAUGAUCAUGACUGAAUGGUUGAUGACGGAGUUACGAAAGAUGGUGUCAGUUUUUGGUGAGCCAGUUCAACGUCUGGGAGCCUACAUGUUGGAAGGGCUUGUUGCAAGACUGGCAUCUUCAGGAAGUUCUAUUUACAAAGCCCUCAAAUGCAAAGAGCCUUCUAGUGUUGAACUCCUUUCCUAUAUGCAUUUACUAUACGAAGUUUGCCCAUACUUUAAGUUUGGGUAUUUGUCUGCAAAUGGAGCUAUUGCUGAAGCUGUGAAGAAUGAAAGCAAUGUGCAUAUAAUUGAUUUCCAAAUUGCACAAGGGACUCAAUGGAUUACCCUAAUCCAGGCUCUUGCUUCUCGCCCUGGAGGGCCUCCCCGGCUUCGAAUUACAGGCAUUGAUGAUUCAACAUCAGCUUAUGCCCGGGCUGGAGGACUUGAAUUGGUGGGGCUUAGACUAUCAAGACUUGCUGAGUCAUGCAAGGUGCCCUUUGAAUUCCAUGCGGCUGCAAUUUCUGGCACUGAGGUUCAACUUGAAGAUCUUGGAGUUCAACCUGGUGAAGCAAUUGCUGUAAACUUCGCAUUGAUGCUGCACCAUAUGCCCGAUGAAAGUGUAGGCACCCAAAAUCACCGGGACAGGCUGUUGAGGAUGGUAAAGGGUUUGUCUCCCAAGGUAGUAACUCUUGUUGAGGAAGAAGCCAAUACUAAUACUGCUCUGUUCUUGCCCCGUUUCGUGGAAACAAUGAACCACUAUUUACCCAUCUUUGAAUCGAUGGAUGUUUCCCUCCCAAGGGAGCACAAGGAGCGCAUAAGUGUUGAACAGCACUGUCUGGCCCGGGAAAUUGUGAAUGUUAUAGCAUGUGAAGGGGCUGAGAGAGUGGAGCGGCACGAAUACCUUGGCAAGUGGCAUGCUCGGUUUCUUAUGGCUGGCUUUACUCCCCAUCCAUUGAGCCAUUAUGUGAAUGCUACGAUUAAAAUGCUGCUGGAAAACUACUCUGAGAAGUACACACUUGAAGAGAGAGAUGGAGCUCUCUUCCUUGGCUGGAAUAAUCAACCUCUCAUCACUUCCUGUGCGUGGAGAUAACUGUUCGAGAUGCUGUUAGAUGCAUUCUGCAAAUUCUUGGACAAGAGCCCAAGUUAGAAUCAUUCUGCAAAUCUUAAAUGUAAUUCUCUUUCUUAAUUAGUUUAACUGCAUUACAAAUGUCGUAAGAUCGUGAUCAUGUAGAAAUGAAUCAGUUUUCUUUCCAUUGUACAAGUAGUUGAUUCGGGAAGUAAUUUUCAAGGACUGUUAGUCGAUAAUCUUGCUGGGUGCAUUAGAUGUUAUUGAUCAUUACUAGUGUGAUACACCUAUGUAAAUUGCAGAAGAUCUUUUACAUGUACAGAUACAAUCUCAGGUGAAGAUCUUGAGAUCUUUGAUGUAAUCAAAAUUUUCCGGCAAUUAAUCCUCCAAACUAGUGCAA
This is a messenger RNA of Carica papaya (papaya), 2972 nucleotides long. The record is from RefSeq and is a predicted model, not a curated record. Lineage: Eukaryota; Viridiplantae; Streptophyta; Magnoliopsida; Brassicales; Caricaceae.